AUGAGUUGGAAAGACAGAGAUGCAAGAGGUACGGAGAAGGUGUUGGUGGGAGGUGUUGCUCCAAGUGACGCCUCGCUUCCGUGGCUGGGUGCGCACCGCACAGCCUUGGCUCCACAGCCACGACAAUACCCCAAAGGGCGAGGUGAGGUGACCGCCAAAGGUCGGACGACACACUUCUUCUCAGCAGACAACCAAGGUCCAACCGUCACACUUGUUCUCACCACACUUCCUAUAUCACUCGACGACCAUGGCAGACGCUGCUACAGACGCACCCGUAGCUCCCGAGGCCAAGAAGGUCCUCUACUGCCCGCACUGCACCUUUCCACCCGAGUACUGCACCUUUUCCUCCUCGGCCUCCAAAUGUCGUGCCUGGCUCACAGAGACCCACCCAGAUCUCGCCGAACAGAUCUAUGGAUCCUCUUCUGCCUCAGCUGCCGACGCCGGCGAUGACGGGAAAGGCAAGAAGGCCGCCGAUGGCACUACAGGACUCGAGGGCAAAUUGGAAGAGGGCCUGACACUCAAGCAGAAGGAGGAUGAGGAUAAAGAGAGGGACAAGAAGGAGAGGAGAGAGGAGAAGAAGAAGGAGAAGGAAGAGAAGGAAAGGAAGUCGGCCAAGAUCGUCCUGACGAAACACUCGCGUACCAAGAAGAAGGCCACCACCUCCAUCAAUGGCCUCCACUUCUUCUCUCCUCCCCUCCCCGCCCUCAAAGUCAUCUCCAAGGCUCUCGCCUCUAAGCUAGCUACGGGCUGUUCCGUCUCCAAGAGUGCCAACAACCCAGGUGUAGAGGAGAUUACCAUUCAAGGAGAUGUGGCAGAGGAGGUCAAGGAGAUGAUCCUCAAUCGGACCAAGCCAUUCAAUGAGUUAAAGGAAGGGGAUAUCACAGAGUCGCAGGUCAAGGUCGAAGAGGAAAAGAAG
Molecule: messenger RNA, 916 nt
Organism: Microstroma glucosiphilum
Lineage: Eukaryota; Fungi; Basidiomycota; Exobasidiomycetes; Microstromatales; Microstromataceae
Product: eIF1-like protein
Exons: 2
Biological process (GO): formation of translation preinitiation complex; translation reinitiation
Molecular function (GO): translation initiation factor activity; mRNA binding
Source: RefSeq, a predicted model, not a curated record